AUGGGUGCACAAUAUUCUUCUUUAAAUGACUUAAAAUCUAAUGAAUAUUUAUCACGUUUUGUCAGUGAAGAAUCUAUUUCAUCAAAUGAUCCAUUUUGGAAUCAAUUUCUCUCAUUUCGUCUUCAAUCUCCAUUUACAACAUCACAUUCAAAAUUAAUCGAUGAAUCAUGCUCAAUUUAUUUUCAACAAUUUGAAUUAAAUAAUCCUAAAACAAAUAAUUUUGGAACAUUAAUCGAAGUAUUCAUUCGUUUAGCUACAACACUUCGUGAUGAAUGUGAUGAUAAUAUUAUCACCUGGCAAACAUAUAGUGCUCUAUUUAUACUUCGUUCAAUAACGAAAUAUUUUAUAGAAAUUGAUUCUGAACGAAAUCUUCAUCCAUAUUUUUUACCACAAGAUAAUUCAAUUGAACGUAUAUCAUUAAUGAUUAUAUUUGUUGAUACAUUAUUUCGAACUACAAUUAUUAUACCAGUCAAAUCAUAUACAUAUGCAUUACAUUUGGAAGUAUUGAAUACACUACUUUCAUUAUUAUCGAUUCAAAUGUGUGCGAAAGAAGCUGUACUUAUUAGUGCUAUCUAUAGUAUUUUUAUGCAUAGACUUGAUCCAAUUUUAAUAUCGGAAUUUACACGAACUUUAUUAGAACAUUUUAUUAAACAAAUAGAAUGUCCAGCAUUUUUAAGAGCAGAUUCAACAAAUGCAUCGAUGGGUGAUAGUGGAAGUUUAUUUAAAAUUGGACAAAGUGUUGCAAGUAGUCUAUGGUCUGUAGUUACACUUGGCUUGAGCUCAUCACCAGCAUCAACAGCUACCGAAGGAACAACUAUAUCAACUGAAUACACAAGUGAUCUUCAAAACAGACAUCUAGCAAAUCAAAGUAUUCAUUUACUUUUGAUUCUAAGCAAUCAUUUUACAAGUGAUGUACAUCGUAAUCCUUAUCGAUUAGCUUUAUUACAUUUUACUGAUACACAAGAUAGUCCAACAAAUUUACCUGAUUCGGAACCAUUACCUUGGUUUUCUGUUGAUUAUCGUUGUUUAUAUGAUGUUCUUUGUCAAACAGUACAUACAGAUCAAAGUACAUUGUUACUUUAUAUGUUACUUCAUCGUAAUCAACAUUUUAAAGCUUAUGUUAUAUCACGAAACAAUAUUGAUCAAAUGGUAUUACCAGUUCUUCGAGUUAUUUAUACAGCAACUGAACAUAAUUCACAUCAUAUAUAUAUGUCAUUGAUUAUUUUAUUGAUUUUAUCUGAAGAUGACUAUUUUAAUAAAUCAAUUCAUGACAUUAAAUUAAAAAAGCUUAACUGGUAUACUGAACGUUCAGUAAAUGAAAUCAGUUUAGGUGGUUUACUCAUUGCUGUUGUACUUCGUACAAUUCAAUUUAAUAUGGCACGUAUGCGUGAUAAAUAUCUUCAUACAAAUUGUCUUGCUGCUUUAGCAAAUAUGUCUUCACAAUUUCAAAAUUUACAUACAUAUGUAACACAACGAAUAAUAUCUUUAUUUAAUUUACUUGCACGUAAACAUUCCAAAAUCUUAGAACUUAUACAACAACAAUCUAAACAAGAACAUACAGCAUCAGCAACAAAAUUAACAAAUAAUAUUCAAACAUUAGCAUCAAAUGAUGAAAAUCUUAAUGAAUAUAUACAAGAUUUAGCUAUUAUUGAAGAUGUUAUGAGGAUGGUUUUGGAAAUAAUUAAUUCAUGUUUAACACAUUCACUUAGAUUUAAUAUUAAUUUAAUAUAUGGAUUACUUUAUAAUAGAGAUAUAUUUGAUAAUUAUCGUGCACAUCCAAAUUUUCAAGAUAUUUUACAAAAUAUCGAUACAAUAAUAGUUUUUUUUGCUGACAAAAUUGAUCAAUCAGAACAACGUUCAGCUGAAUGGGUUAAAGAAGUCUUAGAAACAAAUGCUAAACAAUUUCCAUCAGAUCGAUUAAAAAAAUUUCCUGAUUUAAAAUUUAAAUAUGUUGAAGAAGAACAACCAGAAGACUUUUUUGUGCCUUAUGUUUGGACAUUAGUUUACAAAUCAUGUAAUCUUCAUUGGUCAUCAGAAUCAGUUCUAAUAUUUAAACAACAAUCAUUAAAUUCAUAA
Molecule: messenger RNA, 2076 nt
Organism: Adineta steineri
Lineage: Eukaryota; Metazoa; Rotifera; Eurotatoria; Adinetida; Adinetidae
Source: the annotation of a GenBank genome assembly